Molecule: messenger RNA, 1935 nt
Organism: Trichoplax adhaerens
Lineage: Eukaryota; Metazoa; Placozoa; Uniplacotomia; Trichoplacea; Trichoplacidae
Exons: 6
Coding region: 1-1935 (644 amino acids)
Biological process (GO): transmembrane transport
Cellular component (GO): membrane
Molecular function (GO): protein binding
Source: RefSeq, a predicted model, not a curated record
AUGUACCGCUAUGGGCUGGGUCCAUUUCAACCUCAAUGCCUUCAAAUUCUUAAUCAUCGAUGGUGGCUAAUUACAGUCAUUUGCUUGUAUAUCAUCUUUGCCGGAAUGCUAAUGACUGGAUUUUCUGCGGUAACAGUAACAUCAUUAGAGAAACGCUAUGAGUUGAGAAGCACUGAAACAGGAGCGCUGCCUUCCGCUGGCGAAAUUGCCAGCGCCAUCAUUGGUAUAUUAGCAAGUUAUUUCGCUGGUCGACAUCAUAAAGGAAGAUAUUUAAGUGUAGGUGCGAUCGUUUUGGCGUUAGGGGCUUUGAUGUAUUCAUUGCCUCAUUUCGUCACGGAUCCAUACACCGUGGUCAGUUCUUCCACCAAUUAUAGCGAUUUAUGUCUAGAAACGCAAUCCACACCAUCCAAUCUAUGCGAUAAAGAAUUUCAUCAUGGCGGACAAUCAAACAUUCGCUAUUUCUUUUACAUGUUUCUAGUAGCACAAUUACUGAUGGGAGCAGGGAAUAAUUUAAUCUGGAAUGUUGGUACGGCUUAUAUCGAUGAAAAUGUUCAUCCCGUUUCUUCGCCGUUAUACAUCGCCGUUACUUAUACCGUUAGUGUUGUCGGACCUGCUGCGGGCUAUAUUUUAGGAGGAAUCUUUUUAAAUCGGUACAUCAAUUGGCCAGAAGCACCACCACCAGGUUUAACACCAUAUGAUGCACGCUGGAUUGGUGCUUGGUGGCUUUGUUUUAUCGUCUCUGCUGCUUCUUUAGGAUUCAUUGCUGUACCUCUUUUUGGAUUUCCACGAAAAUUGCCGGGAUAUGAAAAGCACAAGCGGCUUCGCGAAGAGAUGGCCAAUAGUAAUGGCCAUCGUGAUUAUGGCAUUAACCUGAAAGAUUUUAUUAAAGCUAGCCAAGAAUUAUUUCGAAAUAAAGCGUUUGUCUUCCUAACAUGCGCUGGAAUAUUAGAGUAUCUCGCUACUAUAGGAAUCAGUUGGUUUUUUCCUAAAAUUUUAGAGACACAAUUUCGUUUACCUUCUUAUGUAGCUAGCUUUACUGUAGGCCUCAUCACUGUACCAGGAGGGUGCGUCGGUAUGAUUUUGGGUGGUAUGCUUGUAAGAAUUUUUAGAAUGAAUGGUCGUAAAGCAGCUAAGUUGGCUUGUAUUCUUGGUUUUGUUGAUUGUGCUCUAUCAGCAGUUUUCUUACUUGGCUGUGAUAGUCUUCCAUUUGCUGGAGUUAAUGCUCCAUAUACUAGUCAUUCAUUAACAUCCUUCAAUGAAGUCAAUUUAACUGCGAUUUGUAAUUCAGGCUGUAUGUGCAAUAAGGUCGAGUAUAAUGCUAUUUGUGGAUCAGAUGGAAAAACUUAUUACUCUCCUUGUCAUGCUGGUUGCAAGACAAGUUAUUUUGAUGCGGAAAAUUUAACCUAUGCUUAUCGUAACUGUAGCUGUAUCCCAAAGGCAAGCGAUACCUAUUCCAAUUAUGAUGCUAUUCAGGGAUCGUGCACAUCAAAUUGCCAAGAAUUUAAACCAUUCGUUAUAGGUAUCAGCAUUGCAAUAGUUGCCGUUAUGUCGAAAACUGUUCCCUCUACCGAAGCUUUACUACGAUCUGUACCUGAAAAUCAACGAGUUUAUGCUUUGGGCGUCAGUUCAGCUAUGAUUCGUUUGGCUGGGAAUUUACCCGGACCAAUCUUAAUUGGAGCAUUUAUCGAUUAUUCAUGUUUACUCUGGGGCAACGAAUGCGAUUCCUCGUCGACUUGUUGGUUUUAUGACAGUAGAAAGAUGGGAAUGUACCUUUAUAUAUCCCUAAUUAUGAUCAAGCUUCUGUCUACUUUCUUAUUUAUUCUAAGUUGGAGGUAUUAUAGAAAAGAUCAAGGUCUUUCUUCUACAGGAAGUACCCAUUUACUCGAUUUUAGCCAUAAGAGUGAAGAUAUCACUCGAGGUAAGGAUGCCAUUUAA